This is a messenger RNA of Syngnathoides biaculeatus (alligator pipefish), 1077 nucleotides long. RefSeq names its product all-trans retinoic acid-induced differentiation factor (gene atraid). The coding region runs from base 1 to 690 and encodes 229 amino acids. The record is from RefSeq and is a predicted model, not a curated record. Gene Ontology annotation, cellular component: intracellular membrane-bounded organelle. NCBI's taxonomy places the organism in Eukaryota, Metazoa, Chordata, Actinopteri, Syngnathiformes, Syngnathidae. Gene Ontology annotation, biological process: positive regulation of osteoblast differentiation. The transcript is spliced from 8 exons.
AUGCCCCGUUCUGUGUUGUCAAUUGGAAGAGUCCUGGCGCAGACCAUUUCCUCUCACCCGGGGUGGUUAAACCAACACAGUAUUUACGUAUGUAAACGAUGCAGCGGCCCGGUGCUGAACGCUUCCGCGGUGGGUCAGUUUUGCUCCUCGUCCGGUUGUCGGGUCGCCGGACGAUGCUGCCUGGGGAACGAAACGCUCGGCCUUGAACGCAUCAUCGGGCUGGAUUUGUCCAAUUGUUCCUUAACUCACGUGGAAAAUCUCCAGGAGGCGUCAGCCGCUUUCAUCGUCGAUUUGUCACUCAACUCGAUUUUGAACACGAGUGACUCGGCAUUUCAAGGAUUUCGCAAGUUAAGUCACUUGAUUUUGCCAGCAGACGUGUCGUGCCCGGGCGGGAAUUCUUCUUGGGAAACGGUGGACCUGGAGGGCGGAAAUCGCCAUUGCAGAGGCCAGACGAGCCCCUGCGACCGGCCCGCCGGUAGGACGCCUGUCAAAUGUCCGGAGGACUCCCGGUGCGGUCCGAACGGGCCCGGCUUCUUCGAGUGCCGCUGCGCCGACGACCGCCACGGAUACAAGUGUCUGCGGGAGGGCGACUUCCCAGCCGCGCAGGUCUUGGGCUCUCUGGCGGCCUCCACGUUGGCCCUUUCGCUCCUGCUGUGGUUCACCCAACGGCGAAAGGCCAAGUCGCUCUGAGCUCUGCCGAGUGUUGCCAAAAUUCUUAGCUGCUCUUUUAGUAGGACUGGCGAUAUUUUCCCUCAGAAUAUGCUUUGUUUUGUUUGUGUAAAUAGAUAUGUAGUUUUUUGUUUUAAACAGUGAUCUCUGUUUCUCGGGGGGUCACACGGGGAUUCCCCCAAAGAGGCUUUUGCUUCAUUCCUGUUGCUUCAAACUUUUCAGAGCAGCGCAGAUCCGUUCAGAAAUUGAAGGAAAUUUGAGAGCACGCGUCCAUUAUCAACUGUUACUGCGCCACAGCGGGUACAAAAAGAUUGUAUUUACGUACUACUGCGCUCGGCUUGUUGUCCUGUACACAACGGUUAUGUUGGGGUACCUUCGUCAGAAAAAAAUAAAUCAUAACUGACACAA